Cavia porcellus (domestic guinea pig) is the source of this 8552-nucleotide messenger RNA. It is a transcript of the gene Ticrr, whose product is annotated as TOPBP1 interacting checkpoint and replication regulator. Gene Ontology annotation, biological process: DNA replication; regulation of DNA-templated DNA replication initiation; mitotic DNA replication checkpoint signaling. Gene Ontology annotation, cellular component: nucleus. Gene Ontology annotation, molecular function: chromatin binding. Bases 248 to 5941 code for a protein of 1897 amino acids. The record is from RefSeq and is a predicted model, not a curated record. The transcript is spliced from 22 exons. NCBI's taxonomy places the organism in Eukaryota, Metazoa, Chordata, Mammalia, Rodentia, Caviidae.
AGAUGGAACUUUCUCCCCCGCCCUACUAAUCAGCUUCAAAACUGAAGGCUUCACGUAAUUUACGUGGAGAAGUAGCCAAUGAGAACUGACAUUGGCAACUAGCUCCGCCAAUAGCACUAAUUUUGGUAGAGCGCGGGAGACUUUUGACCAGGGAAGAAGUCAAUGGCGCUCGUUUGUUGAAGGAAAGGUCUCUGGAAGAGGGGCGCGCGCCGCGGCUGCAGCCCCGAAGGGUGGCGGCGCAGCCGACAUGGCUUGCUGUCACAAAGUGAUGUUGCUUCUUGACACAGCGGGUGGCUCCGUUCUCCAGAGCCCGGUCAGGCGGGCGGCCCUGCGCCUCCUCACCUACCUGGGUUGCCGGUUCGGCCUGACUGGGGUCCACUGGGCCUUCAAGUUCUUUGACUCUCAAGGCGCGCGAGGCCGGACCUCCCGCGCGUCCAAUUUCCGCGAGCUGGGGACGCGCUCUUGGGAGGACUUCGAGGAGGAGCUGGAGGCCCGGCUCGGGGAUCGCGCGCACGGUGCCCACCUCCCCGGCCCAGCGCCCCGGGCCAGCCACACGCACAGCGCCUUGAUGGAGACGCUGCUAGACUACCAGUGGGACCGGCCUGAGAUCACGUCGCCCACGAAGCCGAUCCUGCGGAGCAGCGGCCGCAGACUGCUGGAUGCCGACAGCGAAGCCAAGGAGGCCGAGGCCGCGCUCGGGGGCCUAGUGAACGCUGUCUUCCUCCUGGCGCCCUGUCCACACUCACAGAGGGAGCUGGUGCAGUUCGUGUCGGGCUGCGAGGCCCAGGCCCAGGGCCUGCCGCCCACGCCUAAGCAAGUGAUGGAGAAGUUGUUCCCCAGGAGAGUCCAGGAGGUCAUGGUUGCCCGAAAAAUCACCUUCUACUGGGUGGACACCACCGAGUGGUCCAAGUUGUGGGAUUCCCCAGACCAUGUUGGGUACUGGACAAUUUGUGAACUGCUCCGCCAUGAAGGAGGAGCUGUUUUGCCACCUGAAACUUUCAACUGGAGUUUUACUAAAGCUGGGGAGACAAUACUUGACGGUGAAGGAAAGAUGUCAAGUGAACCUCACCUCUCUCCAUGGAUUUCAACUCUGCCAACUGAUGCCACUUUAAACUGUUUACUCUAUAAUCCUGCUGUGUACGAAGCCUCAUUUCCACGAAUGGAAGGAACAUUAUUUCUCCCUGUUAAAGGCAAAGAGGUUCAAGAAACAUGGACAGUUACCCUAGAGCCCUUGGCCAUGCAUCAGAGACAUUUUCAGAAUGCAGUUAGAAUUUUUUUAAAAGGCUCAGUGGCCCAGUGGUCUCUCCCGAUGAGUGGCACUUUGGGCACCGACAGCUGGAUGCUACAGAGUCCAGAGGAGAACAGACUGACUCAAGGGCUCUUAUUUCAGCAGCUGGCAAGCAGUCUGAUGGCUGAAAAGUUACAUCUGGUUGCCAGUGUGGACCCGGGUGAAGGCUGGCCCCCUGUCACCGGAAUCCUUUCCCCACUGUCUGCCAGUGCUAUGAUUCUCACUGUGUUCCACGUCAGGGAAGCUGAAUUCCAAGGACAUUUUCUCCAAACGGUCGCAGCCGAAGGCCCCCAGGAUACAACAUCCCUUUUCUCAGAUGUUACGGAUCGUGUACUGAAUGAGAUUCAUCGUUUAUUUGAAGAUGCCACUGCUUCUGCUCCCCCCAUUCCCCAGUGGGCUGAGCAGGAGCUCGGCCGCACAGCUCCCUGGAGCCCAGCUGUCCUGGAGAAGUGGUUUCUUUUCUCUAACAUCAGUGGGGCCAGUUCAGAUUUGAUGGAGUCAUUUUGGUUACUACAGGCUGCCUCAACUAAUAAAGAGCAGUCUUCCAAAACUGAAAGUGAAUUAACACAUCUCCUCUCCGAGCUCUACCAGAGACGCUCUAGGGAAGAAUCUACCGCAGCUAACCAAGAAGACACCAAAAAGAAACGAGGCAUCCCUCGCACUCCAGUGAGGCAGAAGAUGAAUACCAUGUGUCGCUCCUUAAAGAUGUUGAAUGUCGCAAGGCUGAAUGUAAAGGCUCAGAAGUUACACCCAGAUGGCAGUCCAGAUGCAGCUGGGGAAAAAGGGAUCCAGAAGACAGUUGGUGGAAGAACAGCUGAUAAGCUGGAAGACAGAGGAAGAUCAUUAAGGAGUUCUAAACCAAAAGAUUUUAAGACUGAGGAGGAGCUGCUAUCCUACAUACAUGAAAAUUACCAAAAGACUUUGACUACAGGGGAAAUCACAUUAUAUUCAUGCGCUCGGAACAUGAUCUCAACUAUUAAAGGGUUCCUAAAAUCCAAAGGCACCAAGGAAGUAGAAGUGGCCUGCCUGAAUCAUAUAAAAAGUGAUCUCUUAAAAACUAGCAAAAGUUUCCGACAGAAUCUGGGGAAAAAACUGGAUAAGGAAAAUGAAGUCAGAGAGUGCCAGCUUCAGGUAUUUCUUCGUUUGGAGAUGUGUUUGCAGUGUCCUUCCAUCCUAGAAAACCCAGAUGAGAUGGAGCAAGUAGUGGAAGAGGUGACAGCUUUGCUGCGCAUUGUGCAUCUAACUGAAGAUUCAGCAUACCCAGCGAAUUUUCUGCAAGAGAUUUUGAAACUGUACAUUGACUCCAUCCCAGAGACAUUGGGGAAUCUUUACAACAGCCUUGGACUUGAGAUUCCUCAGAAGCUGGCUGAUGUCCUUCCCACAGACUUUUUCAGUGAUGACUCUGUGACCCAGGAGAGUAAAUCGCCACUGCUUUCCAUGUCUCUUCCUUCGAGCGCUCACAGAUCAAUGCCAGGCAGCACCAACACUGACCAGCUGGAGGAGCUCCGGACCAGAUCAGCCAAGAAGAGGAGGAAAAAUGCAUUAAGAAGACAUAAAAGCCUUGCAGAAGUUUCACAGAAUCUUCGACAAAUUGAAAUUCCCAAAGUGUCCAAGAGAACUACAACAAAUGAGGACUCUCACUCUGCCCCUCAGCAGCCUGCACUCCCAGCAAAAGGCACAGGACAAGAAGUGACCAAAGUUCGAAGAAAUCUUUUCAACCAGGAAAUGAUUUCUCCUUCAAAGAGAUCCCUAAAGCGGGGCCUGCCUAGAAGUCAUUCUGUAUCUGCCUUGGAAGAUCUGGACCACAAACAUGACAACUUCAAGAAGACCAAAGGUUAUCACAAGCUACUGACUAAGAGUGUGGCUGAGACUCCAGUCCAUAAGCAGAUCUCACGGAGGCUCCUUCACAGACAAAUCAGGGGCAGGUCCUCUGAUCCCGGUCCUGACAUCGAUGUUGUUGAAGAAUCCCCUGAAAAAGGAGAAAAUGAAAUAGGUUUGAGACGAAGUCCUCGAAUCAAGCAGUUAUCAUUUAGCAGAAAACAUUCUGGUUCCUUCUAUUCUGUGUCUCAGCCAAAGUCUCGAAGUGUGCAGAGAGUCCAUUCAUUGCAGCAGAACAAGUCAGACCAACGAGAAAAUUCUCCAAUACAAAGUAUUCGGUCUCCCAAGAGUCUUCUUUUUGGGGCAGUGUCUGAGGUGGUCAGCCCCUCAGAGAAGAGUUCGGCCCAAAUUAAAAGACUGUCAAGAAGCAAGCUGAGCUCUGAGACACCUCCAGCUUUCCAGACUCCUAAGAAGACUUGUCAGAAAUCUCCGAGCUUUCCUAAGACAACACCAAGAAGGUUCCCAAGAACACCACAGAUCCCACCCUGUACUCCAGAAAGGCCUCUGCACCCCACUGUGGACGUGACCCCUGCGGAGCCUGCCAUGGCUGGGAAGGCCCCACAGGACGCCUCCUCACCCAACUGCUGCUCACCAUCGGCAUCAAGAGCCACACCACAGGAAGGACCCUCCCCAGAAGAAGCGGCCUCUCCUCUUGUCACAGGGACCCCGAGAACACCCACCGGGCCGGAUGCUCAACCACCUGGCUUCUUGCUGAACUGUGCUUGGCCACGUGUGGUGAAUUCCAGUCCGGACAGUCCCUACCACACAGCAUCCCCAGCUCCCUCGGCUGCCCAGCCCUGGAGUGAGUGUGUGACCCCCAUCAGGCACUGCCUCAGGACACCGCCAAGGGCAGCAGCCCUCCUGGGCCCAUCUCAGGGGCCAAAGUGCCAGCAGCUCCUUCUCCCUGGAGGCUCUCAGGCAGAAGAACCAUCACAGACACUAAUGGAUGAAGUGGUCCGAACCUCCAGGGGACCUGGGGACAUAACUGUGACUUCCUCCCCACCGGCUGCUCCAGAGAGGUGGGAUGUCUCUAAGAGCCCACUAAGGAAGCCCUCAACAGUGUCCCCUGGCCCCAGAGACCUGGAUCAGAAAGAUCAGGCGUCACCGAGCAGGGCCACAUGUCCCUCUUGUGCUGGUCCCUCAACUCCCCCCACAGUACCACAGAGUGUCCUGUCUGUCACCAUUCCCCCUCCACCGCCAUCUAAACUUGGGAGACGGUAUAGAAAGACCUCAGACCCCAAACAAGGCUCUGAGGAGUGCCCACCUGGACCCUCUGCUGCACUCGGGGUUGCCACAGCCACCGGGCCAGCUGCUACCACCAGUUCUAGAAGGGACCAGAAGGGAGGGAGACUUUCUCCACCUUCCUCCCCUGAAGGACAGAGACACCUAAGCCCUGGUGUCGACAAUGACUGGCUCAGAUCCUCCCCUCUGCUUCUUUCGAGUGACACAGGCCACCUCACUCUUCUCGAGGAAGCCGAACCCCAGGGUGGUGGUAGCCGUGCAGUGACAGGGGGUGAAGGUGUGACACUGAGGUCAGCAGAGGACGAUGAUGCAUGGGAGCCACGCAGCAUGCCUGAUGCCAGGACUUCGCCCCCUGCUCCUGGCUCUGGGCCUGAGUCUCCCGAGAUGGUGUCCUACACCCUGCACUGCCCUCCAGACAGAUGGCAGUGCCCGGGUGCGGCAGGACCAGAGAGCCUGAGAGCUCCCGUGAGGCCUCCGAAGGCGCCCGCCAGCCUACAGACCUAUGAGGUAGAGCUGGAGAUGCAGGCCUCUGGCCUGCCCAAGCUUCGGAUUAAGAAGGUAGACUCUAGUGCACUGGCUGAAGCCGAGGCCCCAGGAAAGGGGAGUCCUGUAGGAGAGGAGGCCUCCCUCCCUGCUCUCGGCAUGCCCAGGGCCAGCAGGGCCACCAGCAAGCCCGAGGCUACCUACACAUCACCGUCUUGUCUCCGCUCCUCACACAGCACACCUGGCAAGGGACAGACCUACAUCUGCCAGACCUACACUCCAACCCCCUGCCCACCCAGUACCCCCUCUCCGUUUCAGACAGAUGGUGGGGUUCCCUGGACACCAUCCCCCAAGCACAAUGGGAAGACCACUCCCGACUCCAUUAAAGACUGGCCCCGGAGGAAGAGGGCGGUGGACUGCAGCAGUGGGCUCUCGGGCCGAGGCGAGGUGGGCACAGACCCUCUCGGGGCCUUGUCACUGCCUGAGCCCCAGGCCAGGGAGCUGGCCCUCGAACUUGGCCUCCACAAGACCCCAGUCUCAGAGGACUUUGAGCUCGAGGGAGUAUGUCAGCUCCCAGACCAGUCACCUCCUGGGGACAGUGUCCCCAAGGCUGAGGAAGCCUCAUGGGGACAGUUUGGGCUGGGUUCCAGGAAGAGACAUUGGUCUCCCAAGGAGGAAGCUGAGUGUGGAGCCAAAAGAGUUUGUGAAGCCCCGCGGGAAGAUGCAGAUGAGAGGAAGCAUGAAAAUGGGGGGCCAAGGCGGACUGUGCUGCAGCUCCCCUCCACUGGGGAUGACGAGGUGUUUGCUUCUGGUUGCACCCCGCCUCGUGGCUGUGCUGUGCGGAGCUGCCUCUCAGCCAGCGGGCUCCAGGCUCUCACCCAGUCUCCGCUGCUGCUCCCCGGGAAGGCAGCAUCCUCGCAGUGCUCGGACCCCACAGAUGAGAGUGCGGAUGGCUUUCCCUCCACUACAGAAGCGCCCACGUUCAGCCCAAUCUUCUCCCGGAGGCGCCCCUUCAGCAGGACUUACACACGGAAGAAGCUCAUUAGCUAGUUAGGCCCGGACCCGCUGGAGGACUGACCGUAAGCAGCACUGCUGGGCUGGGCAGAGGUGCUGUGAGGGUGGUAGCUGUCCCUCACUUGUACCACUCAGGCGUCCCAGCUGGGGACUCAGGACAGGGUUAACUGCAGCCAAAGGGGCCAAGAUCCUUCAGAAAAUGAAGCUGAAGUCAGCAUGGUCACCAUGGACCUCAAGGAAUUGGAGACCUGAUCCCAAGCCUCUUUCCCAGGGUCAGCUUGCAGUUCGCACUAGAGUGGCCCUCAGUCUUCCUGUUCCUCUCAGGGACUCCCACUGCCCAGCAGCACCUCUCUCUGUAACCUGCCUCAGGACCAUCCCUGCCCGGCUGGGGAAGGGGAGGUGGGUAGCAGUGUGGCUGCUGUUAUUACUCAGGUGACCCAGCAGUCGAGAAACUAAGCAAGGUUCUGGGUAAGAUGGGAUCCCAUUCCAGUGACACCCCAAACACAAGUCAGGAGGCCACGCCUUGCUUGUGAACAUGGAGACAGGAGCCCCUCUAUGGGUCUCCAUGAAGCUGCUGUAAGGCUGGGGUGCUGUGACACAAGUACUUUGUAAACUGUGAAGCCCUGUGCACAAACUGCCGUGGCAGGCAGUGGGAUAAAUGUUCACAUACCCUGCGUGGCGGUGAAAUCAUUUCUGGCUGCUUGGCCUUUGGUGCUUUUCUGUUAAUGUUCCCUCCUGACUGGUUCAGCUCUAGCAGUUCCCAAGAGCAGCCACAUUCCGAGGCCUGCCCUGAGACCAGCCAGCUUAUGCCACAGGCCACCCUCUUCCUAGGGAGACCAUCGCCUGGCACCACUAGGUGGCUUCAUCCUCGAACAGCAAGAUCUUACGGUCUCAAAGCACUCAAGCCUGUUGUGGUCCCAGAUUAGAUUCUUCCUACUGGCUUAUAAUCUGAUUCCAAAUGAAAACCCCCAGCUGCCUGCAGAGGUGAGCUCCCCUCUGCUGUGACAGAGACCUGGGUCAAAGGGCAGAAGGCUGGAUUUGUGCUCGUGGUUUCAGAGGCUGCACCCCACGCUCAGUGCAUUGUUUAGGGGCCUGUGCUGAGGCCUCACCAUGGGUGGCACCACAGAGUAAAACUGAGCAUCUCAUGGCCCAGGAAGUGGGGAGCAGGGUCCCUUAAAGCCCAUCCCCAGUGACCUAACAUUUCCAUAGGCCACACCACCUUCCCACAGAACCAUGACCUGAGGAUCAAGCCUCAACACGUGAGCAUCCAAGCAGCCAUUCAAGAUUCCUCUUGACCCCUAAGGCUCAUGUCCAUUGCCAGUGCAAGAUCUGUCCAUCCAUAACACUGCUCAAGUGUCCAGCUCCUAUCUUCUCCAAGACUUCAGGCAAACUCAGCUAACCUUCAGGCCCUGUGAAAAUUAACAGGCUGUGCAUGGUGAUGCAUGUCUGUACUUCCAGCACUUGGGGGAGGCUGAGGCAGAAGGAUCAUUGCAAGUUCAGAAAAGAAAAAAAAUUGCUGACACCAUGGGCCACCUGCCUACUUGGCUUUUUUUUUUUUUUUUUUUUUUUUUUUUGCUUUUUAAUAGCAUGAAUUUCUAGCAACCAUGAACUCAUUGGCUAUAACUUGAACUAUGUUCCUUUUCUGGCCACUCUGUUUUUCAAGUCUCAGUCUGUUUUUAACUCCUACAACUGAUCUUAAUUAAAAGGCCAACAAGCAAGCUUUUACUCCUGAUUCUCAUUGUUGAUCUGGGUAAAGGCAGUCAGCAGCAUACCCCUUGCAGCUGCACGGCCCUGAAAUCUCUGCUAGGAUUACUGGCCCAUCACCUUUCAGCUCAGCCUCCCAAAAGAAUCUCAGGACCUGGCCAGAAUGUAGACAAGUCGUUUGGGGCCGUUGUGUUCUCCUGUCUAGUUCUCAGUAGCGGCCUGGCUUCCACCCAAAGCCUCACCUGGACAGCCUUGCCCGCCCACUCCUUUCCGCAGUGGUCUGAGUGCCCUCUGGAAUUGCCCACUGUGCUCACAAUGUUUGAGGCGCCUGGCUUUUCAGACUUUUCUAAUUUGUAAGCCAGUACCAAAGGCUGCUGAAUCGUACUAUCAGGUCCAUACCAGGUCACUGUCACCAGACUGAACCCCAAAAUUCCUGUUAGCCAAUAACCAGGUGAUCCCAUCAACCACCCACAAGCUGCACAUCCUCCCACUCACCACAGGGGGCGCUCCCGGCAGACUCCAUCUGGUCUGAUGCCACACUCGCACCAGCCCACUUUGGACUCGCUAUAAACACCCACUGGCACCAGGACAGACCCAAUUCUACCCUCAUUUGGGAAAAGAAGGGCGGUACCCUGGCUCCUCAAGUCUCCCCUUGCUGUGAAAAGCUCUGAUGACAACACGCACACCAAAUCCCCCAAUAACCCAGACCUGCCUGGGGAGAAGGUACCUGUAGAGCAGGAACUCCUCCACUCAUUCAUUGCCCAUUCAAUUAAGUGUCCUGCCCACUCCUACAACUAUUAUUUGCAGUUACCAAGUAAGAAGAGAACCUGCAGAUUUGGUAACAUGACUGCAUUGCCAGUACCAGUUUUCUAUGCUAGCUUUCUGUCCCUGUGACAAAUACCUAAAAUAACUUAGAAGUAAAAGGUCUAUUUUAGCUGUUUCA